Molecule: messenger RNA, 2317 nt
Organism: Guillardia theta CCMP2712
Lineage: Eukaryota; Cryptophyceae; Pyrenomonadales; Geminigeraceae
Exons: 22
Coding region: 91-2202 (703 amino acids)
Source: RefSeq, a predicted model, not a curated record
CAAGCCACUGAAUACAGCUUCUCUUGCCUUCACCCGUGACAGUUGGAUCCUGAUCUGUACACCGACAGCAGUCAGCAGCACCAACAAGCCAUGGCGAUGAGAAAUAUCUUGGUGUUCUCCAUCAUCUUCACCGUCGCUGCGCUCCUUGGUCUCAUUGUCAUCAGCCAGCCUCAAGCGCACACGUCCGUUCUCAGAGACGCCGACGACGAUGCUUUCUUCGCAGGGUCGCGCGAGCUCGCUCGGCAGGGGGAUCGGGACAUGAAGAGGAGUGGGCAGGCGAUGGACUCAGGAGACGUCCGACUGGCCAUGUCGUUGAGCAAGGAUGCUGCCCGCGCAUAUCAUAAGGCACUUGCCGACCGACGAUACCGCACUGCGAUGGCCGUGCAGAAGGAGCUGCAGGAGGCGCUCAAAGCGAAGGAGACGGAGAAGAUCGAAAGGAUGGACAACAUGCUGGAGAGAGCGGAAAAGAUCAGAGACGCUGCUGUGAGACGCGCUAACGCCUUGAAGGAGCAUAUCACACCUUCUACCAUCCUCCAAACCUCAGAUCAUGAAAUGCCGGCCAAGGACAAGUUGUCUGCUCAGAUAAAGCUGUUGAUGAAGAAUCAAAAGCUCAUUGGUAUCAAACCAACUCAAUUGGAUGAGGAUCAAUCCGAUUCUAGCCAACCUGUGCCCAAAGUGUUGGAUUGUGGACCAUUGGCGAAUGAUUGCAACACCAAGCAAGGAGGAGAGUAUUACAUCCACAAGCAGGGCAAGACCCAGCAGGAUCAGCCUCAAGCAUCGAAGUCUGAAACCUCCGAAGCGAAGGCCGAUGGGUCUCGAGUCUCGAUGCUCUCUGCGACUUCUCGUCGCCCCAAGAGCUUUUUCAGCGGCUUCAAGUUGUUGAAGCACGUGAGCGCAGCAGAGCGACAGCAUCAACGUGAAGCUCUUCUGAGCCCCAAGACCUCGCAAGGCAACUCCGAUCAGUUCCUCAAGUCCCUCGCCACUGGUUUCCUCACGCCUCGCGCACAUACAAGCUCGAAGGGAAUGAGGGCGAUGAGAGGGCAAGAGCUGUACGAGGGCUCCAAGAAGCUUUCGGUCCUCGCGCAGAUGAACGACCUCGACGUCGAACAGGCGAAGCUGAACAAGCAACGAGAAGAUCUCAUCCGAUCCCACCUGAGUUCCGCCAAGGAUCACACGAUCCUGGUGGAUCGCAUGGUGAUGCAGUGGGUUCCUCGCGGAAUGCUCGCCAUCCCUUCCUCGCUCAGCUUCACUCCCGUCGACGCUUCGGAGAAGUCCAACGUGAAGGCAGAGGAUGCCAACAAGAUUCGCGUCGCUGCCUCGGGAGUGUCCCUGGAGGAAGCGUUAGGGGAGGUGAACAAGCAGCAGGUGGCCAUUAACAAGAACCGCCUGGUCCUGAUGCAGCAGAUUCACACGUCCAACCCGAACACGCUCAUUGAGGAGGCGGCAAAGGCGGGAGAGGCAGUUCCAGUUCUAGUCCAGCUGCCCUCGACUCCUGAGGACAAGGCGAAGGAUCUGAAGAGGAAGCUGUUCAAGAAUCACUUCGACGAAGCGACCAAAGCCUUCGAGGCCGCAAACAGCGCCUUCAAGGUUGCAGCGAAGGGGGGAGCCGCAAAUCCAGUGGUGGGCAAGACUGAAGUGAGCAAGGAGAGUCACAAGGCCGAGACUGUCGCUGCUGUGCCUGUGGCUGCAGCUGCUCCUGCUGCCGUCAAGAAGUCUCAUGUAGUCCAGUCGGCCUUGCCGCAGGAGCCCAAGAAGGUCCAGACAGAGGAGAAGAAGCCCGAGGAGGAGCAUGCGGCUAAAAGCGCAGAGAGCAUCAAGAAGUCUUCGAAAGCUGAAGAAACUCAGGAGAAGAAAAAAGGGCUGGUCACGUACGAUGCGGUGAAGGCUGCUCAAGAUCUCACCGGGUUCUUCGAUGACCUCAUCGCUAAGAGAGUCGCUGUUGGAGGGGGCCACAAGUCCUCGCAGGCUGAAAAGACUCACAAGCAUCAACUCUCUGGGCUCGAGCUGGAGAGGAAGAAGGAGGACGAUCUCAUCUCGAAGCAAGAGCAGGAGGACAUCAGUGUGGCGCAGCUGGAGAAGGAGCGGCAGUACGUGAUCAAGAGCGGGCAGCCAGCGGCAUACGUGGGGAACGAGCUCAAGCACAAAUCUGCGGAGGAGUCCAGGAAAGAGCUCAAUGACUUCUAUAACAGUCUCUCGCACUAAGGACGAGAAGUGGGUCAGGAUCGUGCCAUUACUAGGAGACACUGCUGAGGCUGUAAAGCGUUUCAGCUCGUCUCAGCUUAACUUUAGAAACAUCCAGUGAAAGUUUGCUACUUCU